Mesocricetus auratus (golden hamster) is the source of this 1603-nucleotide messenger RNA. It is a transcript of the gene Spx, whose product is annotated as spexin hormone. Gene Ontology annotation, molecular function: neuropeptide hormone activity. The record is from RefSeq and is a predicted model, not a curated record. NCBI's taxonomy places the organism in Eukaryota, Metazoa, Chordata, Mammalia, Rodentia, Cricetidae. Gene Ontology annotation, biological process: positive regulation of gastro-intestinal system smooth muscle contraction. The coding region runs from base 1 to 351 and encodes 116 amino acids. Gene Ontology annotation, cellular component: cytoplasm. The transcript has 6 exons.
AUGAAGGGCCCCAGCAGCCUGGUGGUGACAGCCUUGGCCCUUCUCCUGGCGCUGUCUGUCCUGGGAAACGCCAGCGGAGCUCCACAGAGACUCUUCGAGAGGAGGAACUGGACUCCCCAGGCUAUGCUCUACCUGAAGGGUGCACAGGGCCGCCGCUUCAUCUCCGACCAGAGCCGCCGGAAGGAGCUCGCAGACCGGCCGCCUCCAGAAAGACGAAACCCAAAUCUUCAACUUCUGACUCUCCCAGAGGCUGCAGCCCUGCUACUGGCUUCGUUGCAGAAACCACAAGAAGAUGAGGGAGGGAAUUUCGACCAAAGUGAAUUCCUCGAAGACAGACUGCUGAGCUGGUGAAAAUGCACCAGGGCACAUUCAAGUGUACUUCUGUCCAUGUAAAAACCACAGCCCCAGGACUAGGACCCGUGCACCCUUCCUUCCACACCUGUAACCUUAGACCCCUGUGCCUCUAGGAUUACUCUUCCAGGAGCAAAAGACGCGUGAAAUUCUUCGCUGGAACGCCGCCAAGUUCGUUCCCCGCUUUGGGUUCGCAUCACCUGUGUCUGAUGCAGGCCUGGAUUCUAUAUGGCCUUUAGAAUGCCAAGGCUGGGGACUCAGAAAUGUGCGCUCUUUUCCCUGCAGUCGGGCGCUGUCUGGAUCUCGGCAGUUUGUUUCUCAGCCCGUCACCCCUUUCGGCAUCACUCGCAGCAAUUCUCCUGUUCCCCGUUUCUCGUUCCCAGUAAGAGAGAAGGCAGGCACGGCAGGGCUUUCUGUGUACGGAGCAGCGGGUAUCUUUCUGUAGCUCCUCUAGAGAAGUCAGUUAAGGAGGAAGGUGGGGAGAGGAUGCGUGGGAUAAAGCAUCCAUGGAAACGGGUGUUAUCUACUGCUGUUUAGACAGGGGAACCUGCAUGGUCCCGAACCCCUUGGAAGGUCAGUGAAGACCCAGGGCUGGGCGCCUCCUUGUGUUCCUAGGGGAUCUAACUGAAGUCCACUUAGAAACUUGGACCUGAAAGUCACUGGCAUAAACAGAUGGAGAUGGAGUUUGGCAGAGCAUAUGCCACACAAAGGUACCCUGUUGAGGUACUCUAAUUUCUGUGGCUGAAAGAGACUUCACCAUGACUUUACAUUAAGGUACUCCCAUGACACGAGUGUAUUCCAUAUGCGUGAUUUACCCAUUUCCAAAUCUAAACACAAGUUCAGGCGUGUGCACUCGCGUGCGCACACACACACAUGCACACACACGCACACACACACAGAGUGGGGGAAUUUGGGGAUGAGAUCCCUACAACAGGCAAAAUAACUACUUGGAAUUACAGCCUGAUCACCAUGGUAUUUUUUACCUAAUCAAUUCAGAGUUGUUAACCAUAGCAACUGACAAGUGUUGAUUCUUAUCACCCCCACCUCACAACUAUUGCUUCCUAGCUACAGAAUAUCUUUAUGUGAACAUCUGUAAUCUGUAAUUCUAUUGCUUCCUAGCUACAGAAUAUCUUUAUGUGAACAUCUGUAAUCUGUAAUUCUGACUUGGGCUGUGUUAAGUAAUUAAAACCAUGUGUAUAUGUUUUGUCUGCAUCUCUCUUCACAAUUAAGUAAUAAAACUAUAUUAAAUUAA